Rosa chinensis is the source of this 900-nucleotide messenger RNA. RefSeq names its product allantoate deiminase 1-like. The record is from RefSeq and is a predicted model, not a curated record. Gene Ontology annotation, molecular function: hydrolase activity, acting on carbon-nitrogen (but not peptide) bonds, in linear amidines. The transcript has 7 exons. Bases 1 to 732 code for a protein of 243 amino acids. NCBI's taxonomy places the organism in Eukaryota, Viridiplantae, Streptophyta, Magnoliopsida, Rosales, Rosaceae.
AUGGAGUUGGGGUUUGAAGUAAUAGCAUUUAGUGAUGAAGAAGGAGUAAGGUUUCAGUCUACAUUCAUAGGAAGUGCUGCUAUAGCUGGAAUUUUACCAGUUUCAGCACUGCAAAUAACUGAUAAAAGUGGUGUGACAAUUCAAGAUGCUCUUAAGAAAAACUCCAUUGAAGUUACAGAGGAGCACUUGCAGCAGCUCAGAUAUGACCCAAAGUCAGUUUGGGGUUAUAUUAAGAUUCACAUUGAACAAGGGCCUGUACUGGAAUGGGUUGGUUUUCCUCUAGGAGUUGUUAAAGGCAUAGCUGGACAGACAAUACUAAAGGUAACAUUCACAGUAGAUUUACGUGCAAUUGAUGACAUGGGACGUGAAGCUGUUGUAUGUGAAUUAUCUAUCCGAUUGUAUCAAAUAUGUGAUAGGCGUUCAGUUUCGUGCCCAAUUGAUCGUAAGCAUGAUGCAAAUGCAGUCAUUUGCGAUUCUGAGCUGACUUCGAAGCUGAAGUCAGCAGCUUAUCUUGGGCUCAAGAGAAUGACAGGUUCUGUUCAGGAUGAAGUACCUGUAUUAAUGAGUGGAGCAGGACAUGAUGCAAUGGCUCUGUCUCAUUUAACUAAGGUGGGUAUGCUUUUUGUCCGCUGUCGAGGAGGCAUACGUCACUUCCCUGAAGAACAUGUAUUGGAUGAUGAUGUUUGGGCAUUUGGUUUGGCAAUCCUGGCAUUCAUAGAGACUCAGCUCUAGAUUGGAACAUUUUUUUCCGACAUUACUGUAUAUAUAGGAGCAAUCUCAAUAAUCUAGUAUGUGACGAAUGAUGGGUCUUGUAUGUGACAAUUCUUUUGUCAAGUACAAACCUAAAAUUAAGGGAUCAUAUUUACUCUGCAAUGUGAAGCCCCUGCAUAAUGUUUCUCA